UGCAAUGUCCCAACAAGCCGUCCAACAAUCAAUAGAGGAUGUCUGGUACUUGAAGACGAUCGAAUUCGGCGACGGAGAAAGUCGCCAACGGCGCAAGAUCAUCACUCAGAACUUCAAUGGACCGUGCUCAUUCAUAGCUAUCUGCAAUAUCCUGAUACUGCGAGGGGACAUCGAAAUACAACCACCAGAACGCACCUCGGUUUCUUACGAGUUCAUGUCGCAACUUGUCGGAGAAUACCUACUAUUGCACUGUCCUGACGUGGACAUCUCUGCUGCGCUAUCCAUCAUGCCACGGACUACUAAGGGGAUGGACCUGAACCCGUUAUUUACCUCGCACACCUCCUUCCGCCCUGCCGGCUCGGACACUUCUGGCGGUGAACUUCAGCUAUUCGAUCAGGCCGGCAUCAAACUCGUUCAUGGAUGGCUCGUCGACCCCGACAGUCCAGAACACCCAGCGGUGGCAAAGACCGAGGACUACGACACUUCUGUGAACCUGGUAGUGGAAGCUGACCACCUCACCAAGGGUCGUCUGGUGACUACAGAAGCCGACUACCUCAGCGAAGCAGGCCCCAGUUCUUCUUCCGCGGGCGCCGGUUCGUCGGCAGGUCCGAGUAGUCCGGGAUACCAGCUUUCGGAACACGAUGACCAGAAAGUCAGAGAUGCUAUCGCGGUUCGAGGCUUCCUCGACAAGACUUCCUCCCAGCUUACAUACUAUGGGCUAUUCACUCUCGCGUCCUCGCUUCGACCUGGCUCUCUCGUGGCGCUCUUCCGGAACUCGCACCUCUCCGUUCUAUACAAGUCUCCGUCGCCAGAAGAUGCUGCUCUGUACACUCUCGUUACCGAUUACGCCUUUCUGCACGAACCGACCGUCGUGUGGGAGAGGCUCGAAGAUGUCGAAGGGCACUCCGCGACCUUCGUCGACUCGGACUUCAGGAGAAGUAGCCCGGCCGGUGGCGACUUUGCGGGAGAGACUGGCGAGAGCACACUUGCGGCGCUCGAGAGGAGCAUGGCAGACUUGAACGUGGAUCCCGCUGAUCAGGCUCUCGCGGCGCAGUUGCAAGCAGAAGAAGAUGCUCGCGCGCAGGACAUGUACCGAAGACGCGAAGAGGCACGUGCGGAGCGACAACGGAAGGCUGACGAGGAGGCGGCAAAGCGGGAAGCCAAAGCGCUCAAGAAGAAGCCAUCAUGCAUCAUCAUGUGAAGACCGACGGCGCCUAUAUGGAUAUACCGCACCCGCUUUCAGCAUGACCAGCAAUCAUUGUUUCAUUCGCCCAAUAUAGAAUACCCCAUCUUACACGUAACCCGUCGUCUUAUCAGAGUUCUCUCAAUGGAAUGUUGGCCAUUCAGGGUGAGAACUCCUGUUCAAUCGGAGCACGAGGCGUCUGCUCAUAGGAGUGCUCACUGCCAGGGUUCCACAUUACGAACCCGGUUUGGAUUAAUUUUUUCACGCCAAUCUGCCGUAGAUAUUGAGACCAAGGACCAAAUACAGCUUAGAUUGUAACUUGAAUUUGUAGUCUAUACCGCGUCGGAGUCAUGUACGUUACCAUAAG
Molecule: messenger RNA, 1550 nt
Organism: Punctularia strigosozonata HHB-11173 SS5
Lineage: Eukaryota; Fungi; Basidiomycota; Agaricomycetes; Corticiales; Punctulariaceae
Exons: 6
Coding region: 5-1201 (398 amino acids)
Biological process (GO): protein K48-linked deubiquitination
Cellular component (GO): cytosol; cell periphery
Molecular function (GO): K48-linked deubiquitinase activity; cysteine-type deubiquitinase activity; cysteine-type carboxypeptidase activity
Source: RefSeq, a predicted model, not a curated record